GUACACCUUCGGACAGCCGGUGCGAGGCAACGUCACUAUCGAGGUUUCAAAUAGUUUAAGGAAUCAAUGCCAGACUAAGCUUGUGAAAACCAAAGACAUCGCCGGCUGCACUGCCUUCCAGUUCACAACGGAAGAAUUGCGUGUCAUUGACUGCUCUGUGAGAGUCGUGGCUGUCGAGGUAGUUGUGGAGGAGGAAGGAACAGGUGUCAGGCAGACCGACGGAGCAAACAUCUGGAUCGAGAUGCAGCUGUAUUCGUUCAAGAUUGUAUAUAAAGACAAAUACAAGAAACCCAAUUUGCCAUAUACGCUGAAGGCAAGGCUGACUUUCUUCAAUGGCACUGCGGCUGAACGGGUGCCAGUGGAAGUGUGCGCAGCGGGGAAGUGUGCCACAAUGUUUACCCAAGAGGAUGGCAUCAUUGCAACUGUUGUCUGGGCGAAUUAUGUCGAGAGCAUUAAGAUAUCAACCUUAGAUCACGUGUUGACAUCCGACAGACCUCCCUCAAUCGGUACAUCAUCCCCGUUCUAUUCGCCUUCGAACUCCUCGUUGGUCAUACAAGCGCCUGGAGGUCGGGUGAAGUGCGUGCCAGGUCAAAAAACGAGACUAAAUCUCCCUGUGUUGUUCUCCUGCCAACAAUCGUCAAGGGCUGGUAUCCACGCUCAGAAAACUCAAGCCCCAAGGAACAUUUCUCCUUCAGAUCGUGUCUCGCGAAAAGAUCCAAUUCCUGGCCCAAAGAGGUGGAACUGGCGAGCGAGCGAGCUGCCCAUCGACCCGGACCACCUCAUCGACGGAUUCCCGCCCACUUACCCGUCGCCGCCCAUUGUCCGGGCGAAAUUCAGCCUGCAAGUCGUUCUCCCACCCACGGCGUCGCCCAAAGUCAAGCUCCUGAUUUGGGACACGCGGGACGACGGCGAGGUGGUGGCCGACUCGGUCCAGCUGGAUGUGGAGAGGUGCCUCGGAUUUAGUGCCCAAACCCCGCGUGGUCAGAGGCACGGGCCACCGGGGGAAGAGAUCGAAUUGUCGCUCGAGUCUGAAGCUCAUGCUGUCUGUUCCUUGGGAGUGGUGGACCGGAGCAGCGAACUGGCAGCGCAAGGCCUCCACUACCGACCGUCCGCGGAAACCCUUCUGCUGGCGAGCCUCCAACCCCGACGCGGCUGUAGCUGGUCUCCCCCGCAGGUCGACGACGAGAAGUACUGCGCCAGGAAGAUCUUCGAAGGCAGUGUCGGCGAGGAUCCUUCGCAUUCCUUCGGAGAGCAUAGCUACUCGAGUGAUUACGUAGAUAGUCUCAAGAUGUUUGACAAUUCUGGUCUUUUGGUGAUUAGUGACAUGACUCUGGAACUCGACCAUGCAAAAGAACGGACGGGCAAGGUCAGCGGAAGAUGA
Penaeus monodon (black tiger shrimp) is the source of this 1381-nucleotide messenger RNA. Its product is annotated as murinoglobulin-2-like. Gene Ontology annotation, molecular function: endopeptidase inhibitor activity. NCBI's taxonomy places the organism in Eukaryota, Metazoa, Arthropoda, Malacostraca, Decapoda, Penaeidae. The record is from RefSeq and is a predicted model, not a curated record.